Sus scrofa (pig) is the source of this 3626-nucleotide messenger RNA. The record is from RefSeq and is a predicted model, not a curated record. Lineage: Eukaryota; Metazoa; Chordata; Mammalia; Artiodactyla; Suidae.
GAUUGAGAGUAGGUGUAGGGCCUUACCCUCCCUGCUAAUAUCCAAGAAGGUUGGCCCUAAGCCCCAUCUCAGUGCAAUAUCUGGCUAAUGGAAUUUCCAUUCCAGGUUUAGGUUUUCAUUCUCUGCAAACUAAAGAAUUAUUCUGAAUUGUGAUAAAUCAGUAUAUACUCUCAAGCGAAAUAUUUCAUCCAACAAUUUUUUUUUUUGUAUUUCUUCAUGUGGGUUCAUAGAAUUUGGAUAGAAUUCCUAAAUGCUAUGCUCCAAGUAGGCUAUAAGCACAGCAGCAUAAUGAUGGCCUUUAUUUCUUGAUACUUUAGGACUUGGGUCACUUGCUUCUGGGUCACCAUGUUUCUUUCUCCCCAUCAUUGUCUCUGUGACAUAGUGUAACAGAGGCACAGAGGCACUGGCCAUGGGGAGGUGGGCCAUCAGAUGAGCCUGAAUUCCAGUUAGAUAUGGGCGGGGAGAAUUGAGUGUGUAGCCUGGGUUAUGCUCCUUGGAAUUCCUGGGAGUGUGGAAGGAAGAAAUGAGAUUGGCCUCAAGGAAGGGAUAUUUGUCGUGCACCAGAAUUUUGUUUCCUUCUUCAGAGAGUUGGCUCUUUGCUUAGAUAGUAUUUUUGUCUUCUACAAACUUGUAUAAAGAGUUUGAGACAGCUGGCAAGAAAAGGUUCACAAAUGUAUGUACAUAGAUACAUAUAAUUGUAAACCCAUACCUUGUGUUUUACUUCCCUCGUUUUUGUAAUGCCCAGUCCACUAUGAGGCUGGCUAUAGUAUGACCUACAAGUAGAGACAAAACUCUUGCAGAAAGCCUCUUUGAAUUGCUUCAGAAUUUAGGGCCAUGAGAUCUAACGGACUUAACCUAACUAGGGAGCUUCUGAGAGCAACAGUUACCCACUGGUCCUUAUGGCUACCAAGGAAAAACACUGACAGAGCGCCCCUGGAGCUCUGCUUCUUCUGGGCUGUGCCCACAGCAUGUGGAAGUUUCCAGGCCAAGAUAGAGCCCUUCAUUUUGAUCUUAGGUCUGCUUCCCAAGUAAUCUGCCAGGCUGGGUUAGUCAUAAAAGGCCCUCACCUGGGGAGAGCCAGAUUAUUGCAACUGGUGAUUUUCCAAUCAAAUGAUGUGAAUCUGCUAAAAACUAUAACUUGGAUUUUUUUCAUAAUUGACAUUUCAUUAAGUUUUUUUUUUUUUCUUGUCAGCUAAUGAUGGCAAGCCAAGUGACUUUACCUAAGACCAUACGCAGAAGCAACCAGAAGGACCCCUCCCCUUGAGCAUGAAGGGCAUAGCAGGGUGGGAUGUGUCAGUUAAUCCAGGAGCUGUAAGAAGUCGUACAGGCACAUUUCUUCUUGUGAUGGGUGUGGUGGGCGUGAUGGUGGUGGUGAUUCCUUGGACUGUGAUACCCCUGAUUCCACUUGGCAUCAUCUUCUUUGUUCUUCGGAGAUAUUUCUUAGAGACAUCACGAGAUGUGAAACGCCUGGAAUGCGCAACUCGGAGCCCGGUCUUUUCCCACUUAGCAUCUUCUCUCCAGGGACGCUGGACCAUCCGGGCGUUCAAAGCCCAACAGAGGUUUCAGGAGCUGUUUGACGCUCACCAGGAUUUGCACUCAGAGGCCUGGUCCUUGUUUCUGACCACAUCCCAAUGGUUUGCCCUGUGCCUGGAUGCCAUCUGUGCCGUCUUUGUCAUUGGUGUUGCCUUUGGGUCCCUGUUUCUGGCAGAAACUUUGAAUGUCGGGCAGGUGGGCCUGGUGCUGUCUCUCACCCUCACAUUCAUGGUGAUGGUCCCGAGGUGCGUCAGGCAAAGUGCCGAAGCCGAGACUAUGAUGAUUUCAGUAGAAAGAGUGACUGAAUAUAGAGACCUUGGGAAAGAAGCACUCUGGAGAUACAGGUAUCGUCCACCGCCAUCCUGGCCUCAUGAAGGAUUGAUUAUCCUUCGUGACGUGAGCUUCGGGUACAGCUCAGAUGGGCCUCUGGUACUGAAGGACCUGAUAUCAUCGAUUCCCCCAAGAAGCAAGGUUGGCAUUGUGGGAAGAACAGGAGCCGGAAAAAGUUCUCUCGUCUCGGCCCUUUUCAGAUUGCCGGAACCCAAUGGUAUAAUUCAGAUUGAUGGGAUCUGGACACGCAACAUUGGACUUUACUAUUUAAGGAAGAACAUGUCAGUCGUACCUCAGGUGGGCAUCGCAGAGCAUUCUCUCGUGGUCUUUUCAUAAGGCACCUAAGUUUAAUUGCUUUUAAUUUGAUUGUUGUUUUUUCAAAUUGCAUGAAGCCGUUGAUCUUUUCCCUCCCAAUAGAGCACGUUUUUAGCAGCAGAUAUUUUCAACAGUUAUUUUCAUCCGAUAUAAAGUUUUGUUUGUUCAUUCAUUUGUACGUGAUUUGUUUGAUAACUUACCCAGAUGGAUAUCUGGACUCUUCCACUGAUAGCCGUAUCAUUCUGAGGAAAAAACAUAUAAAUGGUUCGUUUAGCACUGGAGAGGUUCCUAAUGGGAAACACGAAUUUUAAGUGUCUUAAUGAUGAACCUUUGCUAUAGGAAAUAAAGCCACCCUUUCAAAAGUGAUCAUCUCCCUGGAGGGCCUUCUGUGAAACAGUGCUUCUUUGAGAAUUAUAGAGUGUGUGGGUGCUUUGGGGAGACAUUGAGAAUUCAGCCAUUCAUCAGCGAGUAGAACCAGGGAGGCCGUAGAGAAGAGUGAGGAGGAGCACGGGACUCGGAUCCCAUCUCUGUGCUCCUCAGGCUUCUCCCCCUCACAGGGCAGCUCGCAGUGCCACCCCCUGGAGCUGUUGUGAGGACUGAACAGGUCCGUGCGUGUGGAGAGCUUCCUGCAGACCCCAUGCCUGGUUGCUGUGACGGUGGAGCCUUGACGUGACCCUCUCUUCCUGGGCUCUGACUCUCUUCUCUUUUCUUCUGCUUCUUUAAAAUGUGUGUUGUUCAGGGAGUGUUUGGAGAUUGGAUUAUAUGCACAGCAGACGUUCCUGUCAUUCCUUUUGGUUCAUCCACUCAAAUAAUUCAGAGACUAUUGAUUGAGCAAUUACUAGUCUCUCAUAAAAUAGUCAAGGGCAACAUAGGCUCUAUGCCCACAUCUUCCAUCCUGCCCUCUGCUUUAACAGACUUGCUGUUUUUCUUUAAUUUUUUUAUUUUGAAGGAUAUAUAGAUAUAGAUAUAGAUAUAGAUAUUGUUGUUCUUCUAACCUCUUGAGAUGAGAAACACAGGGAAGAGUCAAGACAAAAGGCUCAGACAGAUGUGCUUCCUGGAGUGCAGGUACAGUGAGCUCUUAAAUGCCUGUUUAGUAGGAAGCAUGUAGGACAUGGCACCAAAGGAAGGAGAACGUGGACGUGUGUCCUGUGACAGCACAGCUACUGCCACCCUCCCCUGACCUCUGAAAUACCUAGAAGUGGUAUGAGUACUUUUGAAAACAGGAUAUUUCUUUUAGACCACAGUGAGACGCCACCUCACACCCCUUAUGAUGUCCACUAUCAAGAAAAUAAAAUGAGUUUUGGUGAGCAUGUCAGCAAAUUGGAAUCCUGGGAGUUUCCGUCAUGGUGUAGAGGAAACAAAUCCGGCUAGUAUCCAUGAGGAUGUGGGUUUGAUCCAUCCCUGUCCUCGCCUAGUGGGUCGGGGAUCUGGUAUGGCUGUGAGCUGUG